AUGAAUCCCUCGCCUGCCCAGCUGCUGAACGCGUUCGGAGUUGUUGCUCCCACACCAGCUACUCCGGGUAUUGCUACAUUAAUGGCGUGGAAAAGCUUUUCCACAUGGGCUUGUGCUCUUCAAUUGGAGGGGGUGGCGGCGCAUGUCGCGGGGUUGGGCAGAAGACGUUGUGCCCAACUCCGAAUUCAGCGGGUGGUAAGGAAGGCUUUUGGGCUUGCGGGUCCAGGACACCCGGGAUGCUGUGGACGAACCCCAGCACCGGGAGGAGGACCCAGUUUAGCAGACAGCAUAGAAGGAGAGGGAUAG
Molecule: messenger RNA, 306 nt
Organism: Trypanosoma rangeli
Lineage: Eukaryota; Euglenozoa; Kinetoplastea; Trypanosomatida; Trypanosomatidae
Exons: 1
Coding region: 1-306 (101 amino acids)
Source: RefSeq, a predicted model, not a curated record